This is a messenger RNA of Phymastichus coffea, 1967 nucleotides long. RefSeq lists its product as uncharacterized. The transcript has 3 exons. NCBI's taxonomy places the organism in Eukaryota, Metazoa, Arthropoda, Insecta, Hymenoptera, Eulophidae. The record is from RefSeq and is a predicted model, not a curated record. Bases 28 to 1767 code for a protein of 579 amino acids.
UCUAGAGAGUACGAAGUAAACAUUAGCAUGGAAAAAUCGGAAAAUUUAGAAGAGAAAUCUGAGAAAAAUGAAGCCGGGCAAAAAGAAACGGAAAAGAAAAAAAGACUGAAAAGAUAUUGUAGUGUUCCACAGUGUACUAAGAGAAACAGUGCAGAGUCAUUGCACCGAUUUCCACGGGAUGUUACGCUACGAAAAAAAUGGAUAAAAGUUUGUCAACUUAAAAGAAAUAUUAAUAAUUAUACAGUUGUAUGCAAUGACCAUUUUUUAUCUACGGAUUUCAUACCACGAUGGGACAGAAAACUUAAAAGAUUGAAGUCUAUAGCAGUACCAUCACAAAAUUUACCUUCAAAACCAUCCACCAAGAAAUUAACUCCUGAACAGUUGAAAAGAGCAGAAGAAAGGGCUGAAAGGGCUGCUAAAAGACUACAAAGAGAGGAUCCAAGGUAUGAUAUGUUAAUGGCUAUGAAGGAAAAAGUACAAAAUAAAAAUACUAAAAUAAUUUCAAAAGCAAAUAGUGAUUUCAAAGUAGAUGCAACAGAAAAACAGAAAAUAGUUGAUAAUGAAACUGAAAAUAGGAGUCAAAAUAUUGUUAAUGCUCCAAAAUCAAAUAUUAAUGAAGCAACUAAGAAAAAAAAGCCAAUUGUGGUUGAACAAGAGGUUAAUUUAGUGAAACCAAAUUUAGAUCACAACUAUUCAAAUAUUGUGUGCAAGUGUAAGAAGAUUGAAUCAAAAAACCCUUUUGAUAGUCCAGAAAUUCGUGCUGCUAAAGUAUUAGUUGAAUUGAAUGAAAGGGUUUAUGAAAUGAUAAAAAAUAAUGAGAUCAAUUUUGCAAUGAAAGAUGUUGCAUUGAAAGUAGGAGAAGAAUUUUAUCUUACAGCGAGGAGAUAUUAUAAAACAACAAUCAAUUCACUGAUUAAAAAUGAUUAUCAAUUACAUUUUUACACUGGAAUCGAUACUCAAUUAUUAAAUGAUCUGGAGAAAGCUAUGACCAUAUGUGAAAAAGAUUUUUCAGAUAAUCAUGAACUGAAACUGACAGAGAGGAUAAUACUUUGUUUUAUAAAAUUUCGUUUGAACUUUAGUUUCCUUUCUCUUGGUAGUUUGUUUUAUCUUAAUGAGCAAACUUGUAAGAAAGUGUUUUAUUCAACAAUACCGAUUUUGAAAGUUAUUCUAAGAAGUGCAAUAUACUGGCCAACGAAAGAUGAGAUCAUGAAAAUAAUGCCAGAGUCCGUAGAUAGUUUUAAAAAAACUGUUACUGUUUUAGACUGUAUUGAAAUUGAAAUUGAAAAAUUAAUGUGCCCUGAAUGUCGACUACCAUAUGUUUUGAUCAAUGAUAAGUCUGCAUAUUUGAAAAUUUUACUAGGUUUUGCUAAGACCGGCUUAAUUACUUAUGUAAGCACAGCUAUUCAUGGGCGUACUUCAAAUGAAACGAUUACUGAUGAGACUUAUAUUUCCAAAGUAUUAGUUCCUAGUCGAGAUGCAAUAAUGACUGAUGGCUUUUUCAUGGAAGAGGCAUGCAAUAGAGUUUUUAUCGAAAGUAUUAAAAAACGGAAAGAAAAGCCUUUUUGCCCAGAAGCUGUUCUCAAAGUUCAUUCAAAAGCAAUAAUUGAAACGCACAUAGAGAAUGCUUAUAGGAGAUUCAAAAUGUUCAAAAUUUUUCAAUCACCUAUCCCUUUUGACAUGGUACCGUAUGUAGAUGAUAUAAGUGUAAUUAUUUGCGGAAUUAUCAAUUUAAGUAAUCAAACUCUCGAAAUACAAAAUUUUUAUUAGCUUGUAUGUAAAUAAACAUGUACAUAUUAAUAUUUUCGUUUGCCUAUAUAAAAGAAUUUUUGUUAUAAAAACAAUUAAGCAAAGAAGUAUAAAUUAUAAAACAGUCAUCUAAGAAGAAGGGCUCACCUGAAAUUCAGCCCGAGAUACGAAUGUUUUUUCUUAUUAUUUAUGAAUGUCAUUCAUCUUUGUAUAGUCUUGAA